Dunckerocampus dactyliophorus (ringed pipefish) is the source of this 3167-nucleotide messenger RNA. RefSeq names its product family with sequence similarity 219 member Ab (gene fam219ab). Bases 200 to 769 code for a protein of 189 amino acids. The transcript is spliced from 6 exons. The record is from RefSeq and is a predicted model, not a curated record. NCBI's taxonomy places the organism in Eukaryota, Metazoa, Chordata, Actinopteri, Syngnathiformes, Syngnathidae.
CCGGAAGUGGGUGGUGGUGGUGCACGGUGGAGUCAUCAUCGUCAGCCCAGUGGUCACACCACCGUCGACAUAUAGUGCCAUCUGGGAUGACGCUCGCCACUGUAGGACCGAGAUUAUUUCGCGUCUGAUUCACGUCCCAGGGACAUCUAGACAAGCCUUCUAUCGUGGACUUCAAUUCAUAUUGUCAGUUUAAAGGAGGAUGAUGGAGGAGAUCGACAGAUUCCAAGUGCCCAAUGCCGUGCAGGAGGCGGAGAUGCAGCCGCUGGACCCGGCCUCCUCCACGGCAUCAGAAGCUGAUUCGGACACCAGAGAGGGGGAACAGGUCACAAUCAACUACAAGCCAUCCCCCCUGCAGAUGAAAAUCGAGAAACAAAGAGAGCUGGCCAGGAAGGGCUCGUUGAAGAACAGCAACGCUGUCGGCAGUCCAGUCAAUCAGCAGCCCAAGAAGAACAACGUCAUGGCCAGAACACGGUUGGUAGUGCCCAAUAAAGGCUAUUCCUCGUUAGACCAGAGUCCUGAUGAGAAGCCCUUGGUUGCGUUAGACACAGACAGCGAUGACGACUUUGACAUGUCGAGAUACUCGUCGUCAGGAUACUCCUCUGCUGAGCAAAUCAACCAAGAUCUCAACAUCCAGCUGCUCAAGGACGGCUACCGUUUAGAUGAGAUACCGGAUGACGAGGACCUGGAUCUGAUCCCACCUAAAUCAGUCAACCCCACCUGCAUGUGCUGCCAGGCAACCCCUUCCUCUACCACCUGUCAAAUCCAGUAACCCUGCCCCGCUGUGACCCUUCCCCUCCUCUGUCCACAAAGCGUAACCCCGAAAUUCAUCUGCAGAGUUUGCAUUGCUGUCAAGUAGGGUUGGGUAUCGUUUACAUAUUAUCCGGUAAUGGUACUUAAGAAAAGGAAAAGAUAAUUAUGUGGCAUGCAAGUUAACAGAAUAGUAAUUUGAAUACUUCAGUAAUAUAAAUACAAUUACUCGGGGUGCACCAUAAUUGCCAGACAGACAAUUAUCAGCCGAUAUGAGGGAUUAUGACAUCAUACCGAUAAAUCAGAUUACAUUAAAGAAAUAGCUGCGCUAACUGAUAAAAAAAAUAAUAAAAUGCUCCAAUGAGGCGAUAUUACCCAUACCGUGCUGUAGGUGGGUUAGAGUGAAUCAAGCGCUCCUUUGACGUGGUGCAUAUAGCCUGUCGUAACUUCCCCUCCUGAGCUCGCUUGUAAACAAACAUGGCGUCGAUUGCGUGGGAUUUCUCACUGUUUCAAAGGAAGACAUUUCGCCAAAUGCUCUGCAAACAUUUUGCGAUGAGGGUAAAAAAACACUGAUCUUCAACACAUCAAACCUUAUCAGCCACCUGAAACGCCAGCAUCGCUACGACGCCUGGGGUUUUACAGAGACGACCCGAGGGCUAAAUCGAUCAGUGAUUUCAUCAUGGAAAUGAUGACGCUAGCCCUUUACCAUCGGUGAAGAUCCCGGCUUUUGUUGGACAGUAAACCCCUUGGAGCUACGGUUUGUACUUCUGAACCGCCACAUUUUUUUAAUAGUAAUAAUGUCGUAAUAUUUGGUUAGGACAAAUCUACAGGUACAGUUUGCAAAAUCCAACUUUAUUUGAGUCGUUCUUACCUCCAGGUGUGCACAAACUACAGUUCAACCUAAAUGGAAAAAAAUAGCUAUAAAAAGUCUUGAGAAGCACAAAGGUAUUGGCAUCGGAAAAAAAUAUAUUGUGCAUCCCUAAAUAUUGUUUUUAAUAUUAUAUAGUCAUUGAGCAAAAUGAAGUUAAUACAAGACGUUACUUGCACAAUAUCACCUUUAAGCAUUUGUUGCCGGUGGCAUCAAGCAUAACGCCGUCAUGACCGUUGAAUCAGCGGUAACUAGAUGUCAUUUUUGCCUCAUUUUAAUGCCACUAGAUUUAGGAACUGAAUUGAGGCACCGAUGUCUUAGUUUUCGGUCUGGUUACUACCGUUUACAUCGGCACUGGUGCCAUUAUGGUACCAAGUUUCGGUACCCAUCCCUACUGCCAAGAGUGUCAGCAGUGAGGCCCUGGUAGAGAAUAUAGUACUGACUAAUAUCUACGAUGAUGGGAAUGACAAAUCCAUUCAUUACUAGAAGGUUUUGCUUCAAACUAUGUAUAGGUAUACAUGAAAAUAGUCAUAUAUAUUUGAAUGAUGGUGGUGUCCUCCUAUGGUAGGACAUAUACUUUGACUGAACACGAUGUAAAAAGGAUGAUAUAUGCUGACUCAGCUGCUCCGCUUACCUGAAAUGUGUUUUACAUUUUUAACUAGUGUUGUUUUCUACAUUUUUAGUUUUACCUGAUUGUUGCGUUUGGAAGAGGCAAAACACUGCAGUCUUGGCGUUCCAAGUGCUGUUGAUACUGUACUGUACAAGGUUGUGAUGUAGCACAGGCCAGGUUGCACUCGCCCGCUAUCCUUUCACCUCUUUUGUCCGGCUGGCUUUGAAAGGUUCAUGAAAGAGUUAGGAUUAAAUGUGACAACAUGGAUAAGUGAUAACCGGCCUAGCUAUAUGAAAAGGGAAGUUAAAAAUGAUUUGCACAUUUGAUUUCUACCCUUUCUAGCAUGUUGUGGCUCUGUGUUGUAUGAAAUUUCAAUUUGUUUUCACCAUUUUAGGCCUUUUCUUGCACAGCAUCGACACUGUUUCGCCAGAAAUAAACUGUUUAAAAAUGGAAUAUCUUCAAUAGGAAUGAGACCAAAGGACCAGGACAAACACUUUUCUGUCAUUUCAACCUUUAAAAGUUUGUUAUUUAUUAUACAUUUUACGGCACCCAUCACCGGUCUAUAAAACACAAGAAGGAUUCGGCUCCUGUUUUUGCACACAAAUGAUGCAUGCACAUAAACCUACUAUGUGAAUAGUUGAUGGGAAACAGAUGGAUUUGGAGCUCAAUUUUCUGCCCUAGCUCCCAAAUUAACUGAUCAUUUGCAGUUAGAGUUGCCUUAAGUAGAGACAAGUUAACAGGUUGUGUUAUUUAUUGCCAUGCUGAUGGGAAUAAUGAACACACUAACUUGAAUUGAUCUUAUUUUGACCUAAAAACAUGUUCUGUUUUCCUUUUUUAAUUAAUCGUGUUUGUAUUGUAAAACACAUGCAUUAAGGUAUUUAACAUUGUUAUUGUUAUGUGUGGUGUAUGAAAACAUUAAAUAAACACACAGCUAAUGGAAAA